UCCACAGUCCACACGGUCUCACUCUCAGAGAGGAGGUUGGCGACGCGAUCCUAGGAGGGGGACCAAGAGGAGUCAAAAACGUACACAUGUUUUGUUUCAAGGAGGAGGGAAGUAAUAAUCGAGUCGCUUGAACAGCCAUUCCAGCCUUCGUUUACCAAGCCUUGCAAGCGCGCAUCGAAAAUGGAGCUACCCGCCGCGGGAGAGCACGUAUUUGCGGUGGAGAGCAUCGAGAAGAAGCGGAUUAGAAAGGGUCGUUUCGAGUACCUAGUCAAGUGGAGAGGUUGGUCUCCGAAAUAUAACACGUGGGAGCCAGAGGAAAACAUUCUCGACCCGCGGCUUCUUGUCGCUUUCCAAAACAGGGAGCGACAAGAACAGUUGACAGGGUACCGCAAAAGAGGCCCGAAACCAAAGCACUUAUUGGUUCAGCUUCCCUCUUUUGCCCGAAGAUCAAGUGUCCUUUCCGGCCUUCAGGAGACAGUCCUGGACGAUGUCAAGCUGCACAAAGUGGAGCCCGUGCAGACACAGCAGUACCAGCUCAACAGCAAGAAGCACCACCAGUAUCAGCCGCACAGCAAGGAGGGCCAUGCAGAGCAGCAAUCCAACAGCAAGAAGAAGUUCUACUACCAGCUCAACAGCAAGAAGCACCACCACUACCAGCCUGAUCCCAAAAUGUAUGACUCUCAGUACCAAAAGGCUAAAGUGCCAGAGACACCACCACCCAGCACGGGCUGGAGUCUCCCCCCGCCCCUGAAACCGAAGUGGAUUCAGGACAAAGACUCUGGGUGUCUGAGCAAAGUGAAGGACAUAACCAUGGAGCUCAAAAAGCUUCCUGCAAGCCUGGACGGUGGCAAGGAGCCUGAGGUGAACUCGUGCGCCAAGGAGGAUCCACCCCCCAAUGGAAUUAGCAGCAAGCUGAAGAUUGUAAAAAAUAAAAACAAAAAUGGACGCAUUGUCAUUGUCAUGAGUAAGUACAUGGAGAACGGCACCCAGGCCGCCCGCAUUAAGAACGGGGAGGGAGACACUGACAGACUGGCCACGGAGAACUUGACGGAGAAGAAGAAGGCUAUGCAGAGGCACGGGUCAGACCAUAUUCAUAAAAAGGACAGUAAGGAGAAGAGUCACGAGAGCCGUGCCUCUGGGACGGUCAACGGCCUGUCCACACAGAAAGACUCUUUAGCAGACAAGCCAGUGUCCGUGGAAACGAAUGAAUCACAAAGGGCCAAGGGUGAACACAAACCCUCGGAGGAUCAGCCACUACAGUUGACCACUAAGCCCAGUACAAGCCCUUGGCUGUUCCAGAGCAAGGUUGCGUCGUGCCAGAACGGAACUUAUUCGGAGACCCCCCAAAAGUUGUCUUUGUCUAAUAAGCGGCGCCACUCGGAACACAGCGAGGACCAUGGUGAAGGGAAAAAGUUCCUGAGCUCCCGGAGCAUCAGCGCUCCAAACAGCGUGACCUCUCCCACACAGAGCCAUUCCGUGGAUCUAACUGGCCACCAGUAUCCCAGCAACGGGCAUGACUUUACCUUUCAGGACUCCAACCCCGAGGAGCCGAUAGACUUGAGCUGCGUGCGAUCCAGGGAGGAGAGAAAUGGGACGGCAAAGACCCAGGCGGCUACUCCAGAGGGACUGGAGCCGGGGUCAGUAACUCCAGGGGUGCCGUCCACCUCAGCGCUGGCAUCAGGGCCAACAGUGGAGGAUACCGCUGCUGCUUUUAAGCCUUUCCUUGGGAACAUAAUCAUCACUGAUGUCACAACCAAUUGUCUCACUGUGACUUUUAAGGAAUAUGUUACAGUUUGAGAUAUGGAUUUCAGGACUAGAAGACUACUGACUGAUUUUGUGAAUAAUGUACAAAUGUAUAUUGGCCUUGAAUUCCUGAGAAGAAUUAUUGAGAUAUUUUCAGAAGCUUUUGAUUAUAAUCUAAGAAUCCUGUCUUCAUACUUCGGGGUUUAUACUGAUUAAUUUUUAAAUUCACCCUGCCGGUAAUCACAAUGUAGAUAACUGAAAAAAAGUGGUUGUUUUUUAAUCAUGGCCCAUCUCCUUAUUGGUUAGUCUGUUGGAGGUGCAAUCUAAACAUCAAGCACUUACUCAUGCAAAGAGUUGUGUAUCAUUUGUAUCUUAACUCCUUUUUGUGUUGAAUUGUUGUAUCAGAAGUGAUCAUGACAAGAGCAAGAUGGAUUGCUUCAAUCAUUCUGUCUUUUUGUGUGUGUGUGUGUGAGAGAGAGAGAGAGAGAGAGAGAGAGAGAGUGGUUGUGUGCAGCUACUUGCAUAUGUGCAGUUUUGGGCAGUCAAGAUGCAGGUUAGAGAUGAAACCUGAAAGCUUUGUGUUGCAUGGACAGAUCAAGCAGUGAGAAACCAUGGAAUUAUGACAUCUUGUCAGAUGCACAAGUUAAUGUGAAGGGCCGUGGUAUCUAAACGCACUUUGCACUGUUCUUCAAAGGUUAAGGAAUGGAUGAUUUAAAGUGGAUAUUUUAAAUGGUUCAGCUCAGCAGCUCACUUGGUAGAUGAACAGCUAUAUUAGAUGCAGGAGUGCACAAAACUGUGUUUAACCUGAAACUAGAUGCUUCCAUUGACCCCCCAAGCUAGAGAGCAUUGUAUUACCAUAUUUUUUGUAUUUAAUUUUUCUUUUAUAAAAAAUAUUGAAAGCUUCGAAUUUCAGAAUUGUUGUCCAUUGCAUUGCUAAUAUGCUACAACUACAGUUUGCUAAAGCUGGAUCUGUGAAUUUCAAAGCAGUGUUACUCCCUAUAACAUGUCUGCUUUUGUUGUUGUCUGUAAACAGUCAGUUUAACUCAAGUAGUAACAGUGCCUUAACUUGACUUUGAAAGAUAAACAUAAAGCAUAGGCUUAACAUAAACUGUGCGUUCUGUUGCUUGGAGUGUAUUGUCCAAGGCCCUUUUACAGGGUCUGCAAUGUCAAAACCUUGUUAUGUACACUGCUUAGCUUCAAUAUCGACAUAUUGCCAUGUUGAUGCUUUCUGUGUCCCUGCGUGGACCUUUGUAGAUCUUCAAAGGCAAAGGUUAGACUUUUGUGUUCCUCACUGGAGCGUGUACGCUACCACAUUGUUCCCAUUUUCUGGCCAUGACGGUUGUCAACACUUAAUUCAGAGGAAUUGUGCUUCUGGCUGGGAAGAGGUCAAUUCUGUUGACAAAUAACAGUUGCAUUCCCUCUGCAAAAUCAUUUGCAAUAAAUACAUUUAAAAACAA
Molecule: messenger RNA, 3200 nt
Organism: Alosa sapidissima (American shad)
Lineage: Eukaryota; Metazoa; Chordata; Actinopteri; Clupeiformes; Clupeidae
Product: E3 SUMO-protein ligase CBX4-like
Exons: 5
Coding region: 181-1797 (538 amino acids)
Biological process (GO): negative regulation of DNA-templated transcription
Source: RefSeq, a predicted model, not a curated record